This is a messenger RNA of Durusdinium trenchii, 1056 nucleotides long. Lineage: Eukaryota; Dinophyceae; Suessiales; Symbiodiniaceae. The record is from the annotation of a GenBank genome assembly.
AUGGCGCUCACCACGGCCGUCGUGGCCCAUGCCACCCGCGCUGCCCACGGCGCGGCGUCGACGGCGCGCAGCCGUGCUGGGUUCAGCAACGACGAGUCAGAGGAUGAGUUCCUGGCCUAUCGAGUGCAUACGCAGAACCUUGAGCUGAGCUAUUUGAGGGAUCCAGUGGGCCCGGUCUCGUUCACUCAGAUCAAGCAUGGGGGACGAACGAAGCCCUUCGACACUACGCUGUGCGCCACCACUUGCGGUGGGCUGGUGGUGAUCUUCACUGGUUUGGCCUUCCUCAUUGCCGCCAUCGCCAACUCCCGCAUUGAGAAUGUGGAGGAUUAUUCUCAUGAUGUGCGCGAAUGGCAAGAGUAUGAUCGACCCUUGCUGCAAGAGACGACCAUCAACAUGUCGGCACAACGGCUGAAUCAGAUGGGUUGGCUGGACUGUUGGAAUCAGAGGUUCACGGGUGAGCUGAUGUCCUCAAGCGAGGAAGGUUGGGAGUUUCACGACACGGAGGACAUGGAGGGCUUGGAGCAGUACCAACCUUUGAAGAAGGUCAUCGAGCUGGAAAUCCCUUGCCUCUAUCCCAACUGCUCCAUGGACUGGGUCUCCCAAAUCUUGCCACCAUGGCCAGAUGCGCCCAGAGCCUCCUUCCACUUUCAAGCCAGAGGUGGCGGAAAGCACUCCACCUUUGCCACUCCAGAGAUCCCCUUGCUCUUCGACCUCCCCACGGCCUUCCAGACGCCUCAACCACGGCUCCACUGCUGGGGCCCUGGUCGUGGCGUGUUUCGCCGGCCGGGCACCUGCCACCACGCGCAGCGCCUGGUGGAGCUUUGCUUGGCCGUGCAACUGGAGAGUGAUGGAUCUGGUUGGAAGCUGCGCCAUGCUUCACAGCAGCGCUCCUACAAUAGCACUCGCCGCAUUGGGACCUUUGGAUGCAAUCCUCAGAGGGGCUAUGAGCCCACGACCUAUCAGCGAGACUCAGCUGGAAUUGUUCAGAUUCGAAAGAAAACAAGUACUACCACGGACAAUGAAGUGAGGGGACGAGCUGGUUCCAAGCAUUGGUGA